AAAAAAACGAUGACGUUUAAAGACGUUUCAAUUUCCGGGUGAAACGACACUCAUUUUUACAAUCUUUGAUUUCUCCGAUCUUAUCGGCGGCCAUUGUUUACGUUAAAGCGUGUCGAUUCAAAUUGCGGCUUCCCCCCUAUUCGGUCGCGCUUCCAUUUCCUCUGGCCUGACGUUCAUUUUUUUUCUCUCACUUUCUCGCCACCUCUAAAUUUUCCACCCAACCAAACAGCUAUUCAAAAGCACAUUUGUUUACUUGCUUUGGCACCGAAACUCUCCCCACUGCAAUCCCUCCUCCGAUUCCCACUUCUCCUUUUCUGGAUCCUCAUCGUCGUCAUAUUUUGAUGCCCAGAACGAUGGCGAACAGGAUCGGAGAUGGGUCGUUUUUCCUGGAAUUCGAUUUUCCCGGGAAAAUCUGAGACGAGUUCUCCCUCUGUGAUCAGACAAAACCCAGAACCUGUUUCGUUUCGGAAGCUGUUCAAAUCCGAUUCCUCAUGCCCCGUCGCGUGAUUCUCCGAUCGUCGGCGAUUAACAGGGGCCAGCCGCUGCUCGCCUCGUUGGAAUCUUCGGUUAGAGCCACCGUACCGGGUGAAAAGAGGAAGAAGGCGGCGGAGGUUGCCGGAGGAGCGGCGGCGGGGUGCGCGGCGGUGUGUUGUUGCUGCCCUUGCGCGGUGAUGAAUCUGGUGGUUCUGGCGGUUGUUAGGGUUCCGGUAGCGGUAUGCAGGAAGGCGUGGCGACGGAGGAAACGCCGGAGAUUAUCCGGGAAGCGUCAGGGCCUGCUAGAGGCGGCGGCGGAGGCGAGCGAGGUGUCUGGACGGCUGAGAUUGAACGGAGAAGAUCGGACGGCUGAGAUUGCGGUGGAGGAGAAGGAGAAGUUUGGUGGUCAGCAAAACGACGCCGUGGCCAUGGAGAAGGAGAUGUGGAACCAUUUCUAUGGGGCCGGUUUCUGGAGAAGCUCGUCGCAGAGAGACACGUAAUUGUUUUUUUCUUUUUCUCUUUUUUUGUUCGCUAUUGUCCACGUGUGAUGACGUGGAAUAAUGCGGCAUGACGUGGACGGAUAGGAUGCGACAUUUACACGAUAUUCUUGUAAUAUAUGGGGUUUUUUUCUCUCGUGUGGUUGGGGAAAAUUUUGAACAAAAUUUGGAUGUGCGAUACGAACAAAAUGAAAAAUUAUUUUAAGGCUGAGUUAUGUUGUAACACGAAAUAAUUUUAGGGUUCGCGAAUAUGCGAUUUAAUUCCACCAAGUUUGUGAAUAUUUA
Tarenaya hassleriana is the source of this 1256-nucleotide messenger RNA. RefSeq lists its product as uncharacterized. The record is from RefSeq and is a predicted model, not a curated record. Lineage: Eukaryota; Viridiplantae; Streptophyta; Magnoliopsida; Brassicales; Cleomaceae. The transcript has a single exon. The coding region runs from base 492 to 974 and encodes 160 amino acids.